AUGAUUUAACUUCCCAAAACUCCUUAAUACUCGAAUUCACUAAAGAAUUAAGAAAUGAACUCAAAACAAAACAUUUAAUCACUAAAAGUUGAAAAAUCAAGAAAUUUCUUAAUUGAUGAACCUUAAGAGAUAUCAAUUACUUUGAUUAAGUAAAAGCCUUGUUACUCUGAUUUAUCUAUUUUCGAUACAUCUAUAAGGCAAAAGAUCUCUCCAAAUGAAACUAAAAUUUUAUUGAACAAUGAUCAAUCAAAUUUAAAUGUUAAUCAUACAGAAGAUGCUUAAUAAAAUGUAUAAUUUUAGGGAUGUUGCUUUUGUAAAGAAAAUGAAAAUUUAAUUCCUAUUUGUAGAUGCUCUUAAGCACAUGUAAAAUGUGCGAAUAAUUUUUUAAAAUAAGGACCUAUUUUAGAAUAAUUAAAAUGUCAAAAAUGCAAUGAAUUUAGAUAAAUUAACAGUUAGAUAUAUUUCGAUAUUAACCUUUGGCAAUAAAGCAAAUGGUAAUUACUUUUUGAAACAAUGUUUCUUUUGAUUAUCUUAAUUAUAAUUGGAGUUUUAACCUACUUUACUACCCACUUAUUUGAAGAUUCAUUUGAUGAUGAAAGAAUAUUAAUUUCCUGUUUAGUUUUUUCAUAUACUGUUUGUUUUAUAGUACUAAUAUGUAUGAUUUCUAAAAUCAUUAGUCAUUUUAAGAAAAUUAGAAUUACUAUAAAAUCAUACGAUCCUUUAUAUUAAAAGAUCAAUUAAACUUAUAUAAAGUUAAUGCAAGAACUUUGA
Molecule: messenger RNA, 771 nt
Organism: Paramecium pentaurelia
Lineage: Eukaryota; Ciliophora; Oligohymenophorea; Peniculida; Parameciidae
Source: the annotation of a GenBank genome assembly